This is a messenger RNA of Panicum virgatum (switchgrass), 1763 nucleotides long. RefSeq names its product protein STRICTOSIDINE SYNTHASE-LIKE 5-like. Lineage: Eukaryota; Viridiplantae; Streptophyta; Magnoliopsida; Poales; Poaceae. The record is from RefSeq and is a predicted model, not a curated record. Bases 228 to 1331 code for a protein of 367 amino acids. Gene Ontology annotation, molecular function: strictosidine synthase activity. The transcript has 4 exons. Gene Ontology annotation, biological process: biosynthetic process.
CUGAUCUCGAUCUAAGGAAGAGAUAAAAGCGUCCACAUGGGGGGCACGUGUGGACGCGCGGCGCUCCCCGAGACUCGAGAGCAAGCGCUCCUAGUCCUAGGCAAGGCGUGAGUCAGCGCUCCGUGCCGAGCACAGCACAAAAACAAACCCGCACCCGCUCGAGUUGUGAUCCGGUUGCCGCCGCCGUGCGAGCUGCGGCGCCGCCGUGUCCAGUCUCCGGUCCAACCAUGGCGGCGGGGCUCGGUUUCUUGAAGGCCGUGGCGCUGGUGCUGGCGCCGGUGGUGCUCGCUGCCGCGCUGUACAGCCCGACGGGCUUCUCGCCGGCGCCGAUGCCGCCGGAGUACUCGUACGGGCCCGUCGUGUCCGCGCCGCGGCACGAGGCCCGCGCGCUGGCGCGGAGCGAGCGGGUGGGCGAGGGGCGGCUCCCUGGGCCGGAGGACCUGGCGUACGACGCCGCCGGCGGGUGGCUUUACACCGGGUGCGCCGACGGGUGGGUCAGGAGGGUCAGCGUGCCCGGCGGGGACGUCGAGGACUGGGCACGCACCGGCGGCCGCCCGCUCGGCGUCGUGCUCACCGCGGACGGCGACCUGAUCGUGGCCGACGCGGACAUCGGAUUGCUGAAGGUGAGCCCGGAGAGGAAGGUGGAGCUGCUGACCGACACGGCGGAGGGCCUCAAGUUCAAGCUGACCGACGGCGUGGACGUCGCCGCCGACGGCACCGUCUACUUCACGGACGCGUCGUACAAGUACAACCUCGCCAACCACAUGACGGACAUCCUCGAGGCGCGGCCCCACGGGCGGCUCAUGAGCUUCGACUCGGCCACUGGGCGCACGGCCGUGCUCGCGCGCGGCCUCUACUUCGCCAACGGCGUCGCGGUCUCGCCGGACCAGGCCUCCCUUAUCUACUGCGAGACGGUGGUGAGGCGGUGCUCGAGGUACCACAUCACCGGCGACAAGAAAGGCACGGUGGAGAAAUUCAUCGACAACCUGCCGGGAUUCCCUGACAACAUCCGGUACGACGGAGAAGGCCGGUACUGGAUUGCCUUGUCUGCGGGGAGAACUCUUCAGUGGGACUUGCUGACGAAGUAUCCGUUCGUCCGGAAGCUGGUUUACCUCAUCGAGAAGUUCGUGGCGGUUCCCCACGGGCUGAAGAACUCGGGGACGGUGAGCGUGACGCCGGACGGGGAGCCGGUGUCCAUGUACACCGACCCGCGGCUGGCCCUCACCACCGGCUGGCUCAAGGUCGGCAAGCAUCUGUACUACGGCUCACUGACGGAGACAUUCCUCAGCAGGAUCGACCUCACUAAAUCAUCAGCUGAACUCCACGAGUGAUCAUCCGCUGAGAAGAUGAAUAAUUAGGCGGCCAUUCAUACAUUGCUUCAUGUUGAUGGCUCGGUGAAUCUCGGAACUGUUCAUCUCAAAAACAUGAAAAACAAGGAUAUAGAGCAUAUCAUUCAUACAUUAGGCAUACCACAACCUUUAGCCAUAGAUCAAGGUACUUCAUUUGUCUUAAGCCGGGUAUUUGAAUAUGACGAAUGUUACAAGAUUAUUAGGUUGCCAAUUCAUCUUCCUAUUAUGCUUAGGCUAAAGGAUGGGCAGAGUCUAGUAAUAAAUUUGAUUUCACAUUCUCAUUAAAAUAUAGAAGAUAUAUCAAAAAAGUAAAAGAAAAGUCAGUCCAAGUUUUCUAACUUGUCUGUCGUACUUGUGCAGACAGAAAACCUCUUUGUCAAUACUAUUCAAGGGAUAUAUUUGGCUUCUGUUCUA